UGCAAGUUCUGGACUCCUUGCGGCUGAACCUGCACUGUGCAAAGUGGAGGUAGGAGAUGCAGUGUGGGUGUGUGUUUGUGACUCAGCCGAGGAUAUUACCUCAUAGAGGGAUAAGCUGUGAUUGAAGAGGUCUGACAGAGGUCUCUCCCUGUGACUCCAUUACCGCCGGGCCUCUUAUCUGGCCAGAUUUUCUGUUCGGGUUCAGAGGGGAAGUUUUGACAGCCAGGCUUUACAGCCCCCUCUCCGCUCUGUCGCUCCUGACAGAGAGAAAGAGUGAGUGAGAGAGAGAGAGAGAGAGAGAGAGAGAGAGAGAGAAGUGGUGACUUCAUCCCUUCUCAUAACCAACCCUCCUCUCUCCCCCCUCCUUUUUUCUGAGCUUUCCUUUUUUUUUUUUUUUUUCAAGACUUCAGCGCAGCUCAGUCAGGCAGCAUGCCAGCAGUUUUCAUCUUGCUGCGGUCCCUGGUUAUCAGGCUCCUCAGUAGCAGACUGGCAGGCUCAGUGGCACAGUUCCUCCGGAGAAGCCUCUCGACAGGCGCUGCCCACCUUGGCACGGCCCUGCGCCACAUCUGGGACCGCGUCCGAUCCCAGGAGUCCAAGGAAGCUGUCCUGGGCUGCGUGCUGUGCAUUCUCAACAUGCACAAGAAGGUGGAGAACUGAGCUUUUUUUCUCUCUCCACGAACUGUUCAACCCUCCACUUGCCUGCUGAAACACAGACUGGACAGCUGUUUAGAGAGGAGAGUGUACAAAGGGAUGUGACAGACUUUUUUUUUUUUUCCCACUUUGGACUUCAGUAAUUGUGUUUUCUGUUUGGGGACACUGGUCAUGUCUGAAAGCAUUGUGAGGAAGGUGCAGCCCUUCACCAUUGGGACAAGGCUGUCAGUUCCCACUGUGCCAAAAUGCCAGGAGUUUACACAGACUUAUCUGCCCAGCGAGGCUCUGGAUAACUGCGUGUUACAGCACAACCUGAACUCGCUCUACCUCAGUCGGUCACAGGUCUGUGCACAUGGCCCCUGUCUGGUCCCGCCGAUUGUCAAGCAGGUCGCUCCAGUGAAACGUGACCAGGAGCACAUGGCAGCAGAGGACCAGCUGAACCAGAAUGUCGCCUCGGCUUCUGCUGUGUCCAGAUCCAUUAAGAAGAUCACGAUCUCUGGGAGUAAAGACAAAUCGGAGGAUAAGACGACAGUGGGACCAGCUCAACUUUCAAUCACAGGAUCUACAUCUGAGAACAACAAUAACAACAACAACAUCACCAGCAGCAGCAGCACGUCGGACCCACUUCUGCCCAGGAUUGUGGGAGUGAGCUGUGAGAAUAAGCCUAAUUCUCAGUUUAAGGUUUUACUCAGAAAAGACAGCAGUGAUGAAUUUCAUGCCAGGCUGGAACAAACCAAGAUGAAAAUGAACGGAGAAGAAUCCGUCCAACAGGUUUCAGUGCCUGGACUGAAGAAGAAAGAGCCUCAGAGGAAGGAAAGUCAUCCACACACCCAGAACGAAGUACUGGCAGCUGUUACAUCCCAGAGUGACUGCUUCACUCAGCGCAACUCGCUCUUCAACAAGGAAGUAGUGCAGGCAGAAGCAUGGAUCAAAGGCAAGUUGCAGGACCUGAAGGAUGGAUGUAAUAUUCAGUGCUGCCCCCUGCAGGACUGGGAGGAAGCCUCGCAGACACUUCAGAGAGACCUCAAAGACUUUGAGAACACCCUAAUUCAACUCAACCAGAUGGGUGAGCAGUUGAUCUGCAAGCUGAACCCCACAUCUGAUCUGGUGAAGAAGCAGCUCAGCCAACUCAGGGACCAGUGGCUGACCCUGAAACAGAUGGCUGCAAAUCAGACAAGAGCCCUCGGCGGAGCCAAGAACCUGCAGGAAUUCAACAAAAAAGUGGACAAGCUGGAAGCAUGGAUUAAAGAAAAGCAGGAAGAGGAGCAGUCUCUGGUGAAUGUCCUGGGGGAAAAUGUUGACAAAAUGCAGUUGACCAGGAAGAUAUUAGAUCUGAAACAGGAUGAGCAGCUACACAGGAACCUUCAUGAGGAGAUCAACAACUUGGCACUAAAACUGGAGAAACAAGGGAAGACAGAUGGCAAAAACAUCUCCAGCAGGAGGAAACAAAUCAAUAAAAUGUGGCUGAAGGUCCAAUCUCAUCUGAAAAACUACCAUGAGAACCUUCAUCUGGCUCUAGAGGUGUCCUCGUUCUACCAGCAGGCUGAUAACACAUUGUUCGCCAUUAACAACAUGAGGAAAAGCAUGGCUGCGUCCAAAGAGCUGGAAAACUUUGGAGACAGAGAAAUUCGUGACAUUGCCAGUCAGAUCAUGAUGUUAGAUGUAAGCGUGUCCCAGCUGUCUAACCUCCAUCCUGCCCUGGCUGCCAGCGUCACACAAAAGCAGAGCGAGGUGAAGGACUGCUGGACGCUUCUUCAGAAGGUUUUCAGGAGCGACAGGACCACACUCUCUCUCACUGGCUCCGCUUUCACCAGGGAAGAUGCUGACCUCCUGACACCGGCCCGAGAGCCUCAGUGCAUCAUGGGAAUGGAGACACAUGGGAUCAUGGGAAAGGAGGUGAAGGAGGAGCAGAAUCGCCUGAAAGGCUAUGUGAGCGCGGCUGACUGUGGGAGUGGUAGGAGAACACAGAGCAGCCAAAGCCCAGAGCAGCAAUCAGUGACCCGCACCUCUCCAGCAAUGGGAGCCGGCCCAGCCUGCGCAGAUGAUGCCAUCGUCAGACAUCAAUUGAAGGGGGAAAGCAGGAAGCCCAGAGCUGAGCCCAAGCUUGCCGCCGCCCCGCAAGGCCACCCACAGCUUCACAUGCAGCUUCAAAAGUUCACUGUGUCUGCUGACAAGACUUUGUCCUGGCUCAAGGACAACGUGUCCAUGGCCACACAGGUAUGUUCAAUAGCCAGUUUUGAGGGGCUGGAGGCAGCCAGGAGGUGUCAACACACUCUCGAACAAGAAAUCCUCACCAACAGAGCCAGGAUAGAGGUGGUCAAAAGGGAGGGCCACGGGUUGGUCCGUGCACAGCACCCAGGCAGCACCAGGAUCGAGGAGUUCCUCGGCCAGCUGGAGGUCCUGUGGGAAGAAUUGAGAAGGAGGCACCAGAGGAAUGCUGUGUUCCUGCAGGCCUCAGAGGAGCUGGGUUUCAGGGCUGUGAAAGUGCUCCAGGCUCUUGGCAGCCUGGAAGCCUGGCUGGAGUCCGUGGAGCUUUCCAUGAAGGAAUCUGCAUUAGCCGGUGACCCUGAGACAAUGAGCGUGGCUGAGAGGGAGAGCUGUCUGCUGGAAAGAGAGGUGGCAGCCCGCAGCCUGGAGCUCAGUGCUCUGAGGCAGGAGGUGGAGCGCCUUCAUGGCCACAGUCACCCCCACACACGAGGGCUUCCAGCGCGCAUGGAGGAGGUGGAGAGAAAGUACCAUCGUGUCCAAAGUGCCCUGACCCAGCAGAGCUCAGAGCUGCAAGACACUCGCAUGCUGACAGAGUUCCUGGAGCGUGUGGAGCUGGAGGAGAGCCAGGAGCUCAGCGGGAGUCGAUACGGCCUUGGACAGCCUCUCCACAGUGAAAUUUCCUCAGCUUCUACUUUGCUGGGACUCCAAAGCAGCAGCGGCGGCGGCGGUGGUGGUGAGCCCCUCAUAGAAACUAUGGGGGACCCUGUGGAGGAGCUGCGAGAAGCGGUGGAGAUGCUGAAUGACACCGUGAGGGAAAGAGGUCGAUCGCAGAGCCACGAUCAGGCCGUCCAGGAGCUGCUGAGCAAGCACGCCAGCCUGGCGGUGCGCGUGGAGGAGCGCCUGUGCUGCAGUAAGGAUCUAGGCCUGGACAUCCUGGAGAAGGAGACAGACAUGGCCAUCCAGUGCGAGCCAGACCACUGUGGCCUCGAGGCUCUGCAGGAGAAGCAGGACCACCUGGAGAUUGACUAUGAAAUCAUCAGGGAGGAGGUAAAGGAGAUGGAAGACCAGGCUUCCCGGAUGAAGGAGCUGUGCCCAGAGAGAGUGCACGUACUCGAGGCAAAGAUCCAGGCCACGCUGCAGGCCUGGAACGAGCUGGGAAAGAGCGUGACGGAGAACAAAUCGCGUCUGCGAGAGUUUGUGCAGCUCCAGGACUUCUUCAGGAGCUACCUCGCCAUGAUCUCAUGGACCGAGGACACCAGGUCUUGCAUUUUCUCCGAUACCGCCUUGCACCUUGGGAGAGAUGGGCAGAAGCCACUGGCUGCAGAGCUGGACAUGCAGAUUGAGCGAAAGUUUAAUGAAUUUGAUGAGCUGGCAGCCACAGGGAAGAACCUUUUAGACAAAGAGCAUCACCUCACGCAGAUGGUAAGAGAGCGCAUGGAGGAGCUGAGGAACAUGCUUGGGUGGAUCUUGGUGCACUGGAGGGCUCAGAAACAACAGUGGCUUCACAAGAAGAGCAGACAGGAGUGUUCACAAGAUAACAUUUAUUCUGAGGCGACAAUGUGCCCUCCAGAGACUUCAACUCCUGAGCCAGAGGUCUUCCAAUCUCAACAGUGUCAAGUUGUCAGUCCUUGUGAAGACACAAAGAAGGCAGCCAGAGACAGUCAGCACUCAUCUCACGAAGAGAAGCAGUCAGAGGAUGGCUACGAGGUCAUGAACAGUAUCGGACCUCAGGGCGACUUUCCCAAAACCAACAUCAUGGUGCUCAAAGAGGGCAGCAGUCCACCUACGGGAGGCACAGUCAACCUCAUCCUUAGUUUUGGUAACACAGGGGACAGCCAGGUUCAGGUGUUCGACCUGCCUGCUAGGACGGAUGAGGUAGUGGAGGAGACCUCUGAGCCUGUCCACAGGCCCACUGUGCCUCAAUCUUCUGCCUGUAAAAACUUUUGGAGGCGCUGCCAGGGGCUUUUGGAAAAUACUUUGGGUAGUUUAAAGCGAAAGAGAAAGAUUUAUCGGCAGAGUGCGAAUGAGGUAAGUACCUACUUGCAUGUCAAGGAUAACAACCUGGCUGUGGCCCCUGUGUAUGAGAGUAUCACCCUGCCCCGCCAAAAGAGCCGCUCUGCAGCCUCGGCCUCCCCUACCUUCUUGCCAUCCCCCUCCUUGCCAUCUCCCCCGGCGGCUGCGCCACAGUCGACCAACGUAACCUUCCACCCUUUGACGGGGAGCAGCAGCACCUCCAUCUUCAGCAGCCUCAAGAGGAUGGGCAAGAAGAGAAAGCGGAAGAGGGAUGCUCGCAGGCACACUAUUCAGAAAAUCAUGGGAGUGGAGGAGCAAACGGAUGGCAUGCCCCAUUAUGCCUGCGAGACAGUUCCAUACGACACGCACACAUGGCCGCUGAAAGAAGGUCGAAGGAAGAAGAGUUCACCAAAGACUGGGGAUGGAGUGGAAGCUAUGGCCUAUAUGAAGAACCCCCUGCUGAGGGACAUUGAUACAGAGUGUUCAGGAGAAUAUAGCAUCAUUCCAUAUGCUGUAUCAGCAGGACCAACCACUUUGCCCUCAGCAGGUCAGGUGAGAAGCCACUGCAGAUUCCUUUCAUUGGGUUCUGUGCUGAGCUUUGAUCUACCUAAAGACAUGACCCUCAUCCCCAGCAUUCAGGACAUCAUCACUAUUGCCCCUCCGGAGUCCAAAAAAGGAGGCGGGACAGAUCCAGACCCCCAGAGACACACAGUCCUGAGCUCUUUCAGACAGACUCGACCCACCGUCACACGCAGUCCGGCUGAAAUUGGCUUUUCUGAAACACAACCUUCAACAGUUGCAGUAAAAGAUCUGCCUGAUGUGGACAAGAGUUUUCAGCCUCCAUGUCCUUCGUCUCUGGAAGAAGAUGAGGAUCAGACUGUGCCAUGUAAUGACUUGUCCAAAACCCAGUUCAUCCUGCGUGAGGAUGCAGAGCAGGAGUGGGACAAAAUGCUAUCGGAAGUUAAAACAGCUGAAAAGGAGGGAACCAGCCAGCCUUCACAGCUUCCUAUUUAUGUGAACCAAGCCCCCACUUCCACUACCGCUGCACAUAAACACGAGUGUCUUAGUGUCCAUACACUCAUUCGAGACCUGAAUGGGCACAUGUACCAUAAAUGCACAAGAGCCCAGUGUACACAUGAAGAGAGUCCUGGACUUCAAUCAAGCCAGGCAUCUCACAUGACAGUGAAUCUGAAGUCAACCGUGAGUGUGAGUGUUCGUCAGGACUCUGUGGACUCUGGCAUCUCCACCUCCAGCAGCAUCAAGCUUUGCUCUGAUGCUCCAUGUCCAGAGAACCAGCGGCCCAAGGGAGUGGUGGGGAGACUCAUAUCUCUUGAAGUGGGAGGUAUCGAUUGUAGUAAAACAAGAGAGAACGAUGUAACAUCCUCAGGUCCGUCUCCAGACUCUGCAGUGAUCGAAGCAGAACCUGUUCACCUCGACCACCAGCAGUUUGAAGAGGAAGAGGAAGAACUGGAAGACAUCUGGAACCAGACCUCUAACUACAGGCAGAGCAUCUGCUCAGACAUCAUGUACCAGCCCAACCAGGAAGACUCCAUAAACUCAGACCAAUCCAGAGAGCCCCUUUGCCACUCACCCUCAGCUACGACGCCACCUGUGCUCUACAGGAACCUGGUCACUGCCUCAGCUCCCAACCUCCUUGUGGCUGAGUUCAAACUGCCGUCACACAUUCAGAGCCUGCUGGGGUACGACAAGGGGCAGAGUCCCAAAGGUCACCUUCCUCCACUGGCGAUAGGCGACAGGAGGUCCUGGGCGGCUUUUCCCAACAGGGAACCAGCCGGGAAGACUUCGGCAACAGUGAACGAGACCGCGUCUGAUCCAGUGAAGCUGCCUGAUGUAGGAGACAAUCAGAGAUACAUUUAUCAGUACAGAGAGGAUGAGGAGGAGGAGGAAGAGGAGGCAAAGGUGGGGGAGGAGGUGGACGAGCUCGCAGGUGGCUUGAAGGACCACUCGAUGAGUCUGCUGUCUGUUCAUAUGGAUUUGGAUGGAGCCUGUCAGCAAAGAGCAGCCUCACAAAGCCUGGAAGACAUGGAGAGGCCAGAGAAGCUGGUGGCCACAGGAGGGCGCUGCUUCACCCUGAGUGGAAAGCCUGAGCUGCAGUCGAUGGAGGGAACACUCGAGAGGAAGCACAAGCUGCAGCUGGGAGGAAAGAAAGCAGCCUCCAGAGGCUGGAACUCCUACCAUGCUGUCCUAUAUAGACACACCUUGUGCUUCUACCAGGAUAGAAAGGAUACACUGAGGAGUUCUGCAUGUGGCCUGCCGCUGAACCUGACGGGAGCUGAGUGUUCACCUGCCCCGGACUACACCAAAAAACCCAACUGCUUUCGAUUACGGCUCCGUGAUGGGUCUGAAUAUCUGCUCAAUGCUUCCUCACGCUUUAUGAUGAAGAAAUGGAUGAUGAAAAUACAAGCAAACACAGAUCAGAGUGUUUCUUCAGUACCAGGUGUCCCGGUUGAUCGAGACCUCUCCAUUUUCUUAAAGCCCUCUCUCUGCUUCGGAUGUCCUGAUCCAGCCAGUUGCCGCUGCUCCCCUCGACACGAUGUCACCCGCACAUUCCCUAGGAACAAACCGCCACCGGGUAGCGCCCAAACCAAAGAGAUCGUCGUCCUCACCAGAGACUUCGGUCACUUGCCACAGACUCAUUUAAAAAGACUGGAUGAGCAGUCAGCCAUCUCAUCCUCUGGCUGCUGUGAUGAUGAUGAUGAUGAUGAAGGCCGUUUACAGCAGACAGUGACUCACAGACUCUCUGGAGGAUUCAGAGACAACUCCCCUGUAUCCAGCGGUCAGGACUGGCUCAGCAGCAAGCGCCGCUCCCACUCCUUCACAUCAGCAACUUACCAGAAGAUCAAGCCCAUGUUGCACGCCCCUGGAGGAAAAGGCCCGGACCAAGGCUCCAACUACUGUGUGACUCUGGUGGUGGGAGACAAGUCAGCAGAUGGCCUUUCGGUCAGCAGAAGCUCUGAGCCACCGCUGCUGGCCUCGGCUGGAUGGCAGCAAGACACGUACCAAGACUCUGCUCUGAAAAGCUACGCCAGCCUGCCGCGGCCACGCAACAAGUCCGUCUUCAAAAAGUUCUUUGGGAAAAAGGACUUCUGAGUUUAUAAAUGAGAAUUUUUCACUAAUAAAGGGUUUUACAGAUAGUUUGAAAUGUGCAGUGCACAUACUAAGCAAAAAAGGAAAAGAAAAAAACACUACUACUGACCGUAUUUAUGAUUGAAAGACUACCACAGUUUUAUUUUUGAUGUGUUUUAUAUAAAUCACGUGCUGAAAGUUCCUUAUAAAAUUCCUUUUUACGAGUGUUUAUAUUACUUCUUUCUUCUUGUUUAAACUAAAGGGCAAUGCUGUAUGAGUGUGCACUGUGUAGUUGCAGAUUUGAUUGUCUUAUUUCAGUCAGAAUUCGUUUUCUCCAUGUGAUUAACAGUUUUCGUAAACCCUCCCACUCGGCGGAGAAUCAGUUUAGACUCCCAGUGACUCUCAUCUUGACUUGAUUAUGACUAAGUAUUAACAAUAUCCUGAGCUCAUGACGCUUGCAGUACAUCAUUACAGCUCUCUGGCUUCACAUGUACAGUGUGAUGCGCACCGACACAUUUUACGCAACCACAAAUAAGCAGUUUGAUACUGCUUGAGCUUGUUUUGAUAUAAAUACUUUUCUAAAGAAUUGUAGCAGAGACAAUACAUAAUAAAACCUUUAAAAAAAUUUUUGCUUUGACUGUGA
Molecule: messenger RNA, 8602 nt
Organism: Stegastes partitus (bicolor damselfish)
Lineage: Eukaryota; Metazoa; Chordata; Actinopteri; Pomacentridae
Gene: mymx
Product: myomixer
Exons: 34
Coding region: 823-7983 (2386 amino acids)
Molecular function (GO): protein binding; phospholipid binding
Source: RefSeq, a predicted model, not a curated record